UUUUCCAUCAACAUCUGCUAUUGCAAAGAAUGAAGCAAUCGAAGGAUCCAUUUGAAGCAGCAUUGGAGGAGCAAGAGGAAUCGCCACCUGAUUCCCCAGUUGGUGAGGAUGAGUUGAACAGCCAAGCUCCAAAUGAAACCCAGAAUCAAACCGACGGUGGACAGAAUAUUCUUGUAGAUGAUGAUGAUUAUGAUGACAUCGGUUCCAACAGCAAAAAUCCCUCUCAUCCAUCAUCGAGUUUAACUCCUAAGUUGCACUCCACAAGUAUUAAUGCUAAUGUCGCUGCUGCAGUCACCAACAAGAACAAAGAAUAUGAUGAUGACGAAGAAGAGGAAAAUGUGGAGGUUGAGCUUAGUAAGUUCCCUUCUAGUGCUGACCCUGCUAAAAUGGCCAAGAUGCAAACUAUUUUAUCACAAUUCACAGAGGAUCAGAUGAGUAGAUAUGAAUCAUUUAGGAGAUCUGCACUUCAAAAGUCUAACAUGAGAAGGUUGUUGGUAAGCAUAACUGGCAGCCAGAAAAUUUCUUUACCAAUGACCAUUGUCGUGUGUGGGAUAGCAAAAAUGUUUGUUGGUGAACUUGUUGAGAAAGCUAGAAUGGUCAUGACAGAAAGAAAAGAAUCUGGCCCAAUCAGGCCUUGCCACAUCCGAGAAGCUUAUAGAAGAUUGAAGUUUGAGGGCAAAGUGCCUAAGAGAUCAGUGCAAAGGCUGUUUCGCUAAGAGGAUCAACAAACAAGCUUGUUCAUCAUUUAUCAGGUGUUUUUUACUAUCAACAUGGUUUGCGUAUCUGACAACACCUGGUAAACUAAUUACUUUCCAACGUUUUGUUACCAUCCAUCGUGCUUCCUUUUCAAUGUUGUGGUAGUUAGAUGCCUGUAGGCCAUGAAUCCGUUGGCGGGUGUUAUGCUGAGGGUCUUUGCUCAGCUACAAGAUCUUGAAUACAACAGAGAAACUUUGAGAAAAGUGAUGGCUCUUCUAUCUGAUUUCAUUCAGCAAGUUUCGACAAUCGAAACUUAUCGAUAUUACCGUUGCUUAUAGUUUUGAUUCAAUGCAUUGCAUGAUGAUGUUUUCAGGAGGCUCUCCAUACUUGGGAUGAAUCAUCCGUUAACAUGUAUUGAUGGAAGAAGCCUAUCAUUCCCUAACACGAGCCGUUGGAUAUUAACAUGCUAGUUUUAAUAUUAUAGGAGAUUGAAUUUCG
This is a messenger RNA of Hibiscus syriacus, 1194 nucleotides long. RefSeq names its product transcription initiation factor TFIID subunit 11-like. Gene Ontology annotation, biological process: transcription initiation at RNA polymerase II promoter; RNA polymerase II preinitiation complex assembly. Lineage: Eukaryota; Viridiplantae; Streptophyta; Magnoliopsida; Malvales; Malvaceae. The transcript has 5 exons. Gene Ontology annotation, cellular component: nucleus; transcription factor TFIID complex. The record is from RefSeq and is a predicted model, not a curated record. The coding region runs from base 30 to 716 and encodes 228 amino acids. Gene Ontology annotation, molecular function: transcription coactivator activity; protein heterodimerization activity.